Messenger RNA from Fusarium keratoplasticum, 1587 nucleotides. RefSeq lists its product as uncharacterized. The transcript is spliced from 3 exons. The record is from RefSeq and is a predicted model, not a curated record. Bases 1 to 1587 code for a protein of 528 amino acids. NCBI's taxonomy places the organism in Eukaryota, Fungi, Ascomycota, Sordariomycetes, Hypocreales, Nectriaceae.
AUGGUUGAGCAGCAGUAUAUUGCCCCAGGUCUACCCCAUUCGGAUGGUCUCUCGGGAGCUUCCAACUUGCACGACGCUGUCCCAACGACUGCUGCCCUGCCGGCCUCCCCCUACCCUGACUUGACUCCAUACGCAUCUGUCUCCUCCUCCUUCAACAGCAUCCCUGGCCAGUGCGAUUCGUCGCUCUUGACUCCCAUCUCAGUUGCUGGCUCUCCUCCUCUGCACCAGGUGUCUAAAAUUGCACACCAGCAGUAUCCUCCUCCUCCAACGACUCCUAACCAGCAGCCAACCCCUCCGGGAAGUUCCAAGAUGUACCACCAGCAGUGGCCGGGCCAAUUCGACGUCAACGGCCAGUCUCCCCAAACCAGCUCGCCAAUGACUUCUCAGCCCCCAGUGACUCAAGAGUUCCUUGACCCCAACUAUGUCCACGAGGGCCGCCGAACUCCAGGACCGCCAGAGCCCUACAUGGGUAACUUUGGUGUGUCGACUGGACCCGAACCGCAGACCAUGAACCAACCCUACUACCUCAGUGUAGCAGCUCCAGUCGACCAUCAGAACCAGAUGAUGAUGCGAGAAAGCCAACACAUGCCCAUGGGAAUCCACCACCGCGAGAUGCCCCAUGCGCCUCUGUUGCAUGAGCCUCACCCUUCCCAGUUCCGCCAGCAACGCCGACCCAGCAUGGAAGACCAGGGGCUGCAUGGUUUGCCAGCAGAUGUCCCUCGCUCUGUUACUGGAUCUCCCCGCCGGCGCGUUUUACAGGCCCCCAAUCGCGUCAAGAAGCGCCAGUCCAAGAGGUCUGGCGCAGCCCGGAACAUUGUGGCAGAAGAUCCUCUUGACGAACACAAGAACUGCUUCGGGCAAGAAGUCCCACCCAACCUGAAGAGCAGCUGUCCCGAAGAAGAGCGCUGCAUCUUUGAAUCGCGAUGGCAGCACCGCCACCAAAAGGGCCAGGACAUGUGGGAGAGCAUCCAGAACGACUUCAAGGACCGAUUCCACAAGUGCCCCGGCAAGGAAAUGCUGCAGAUGAAGUUCAAGCGUGGCCGAUCCAAGUAUAUCGAUUGGAUCAACAAAGAUGAGGAACUUCUCCGUGAAGCUUGGAUGAGAGUCGAAAAGAACCGGUACCAGAUGAUCCUCGAGGCAUUCUUCGAGUUAGGCGGCUCCCGAAACAUGCGGUUAAGCGCCAGCGAUAUCGAGGUCAAGGUCGUCAACGACCUGAAGCUUGAGGAGGGACUGUACAUGGAGUCACACGGCGAUGCCAAUAUCCGACGACGUCGCAAAUCCCUGUCAACAAGAAAGCGCUCGGGCGCUCGCGGAGUCGACGACAGUGACGUCCCGACCAACGACGAAAUGAUGAGCGUUGGCUCACACAACACCCAUGAGGACGAGGUUAUCAACCAAGUCCAUGGCCCCUUCAAGCUCGAUGACGAGGCCUCCGCAAACCCCAACAACAUGAUGGAAAUGCAUCUAUGGGACCAGCAGAUCAAGAUGGAGCCCGGAGUAAUGCAACAAAGAAAUGACCGUAUGCAACCAAUGAUGAGAAUGAGUCCAGGAUCGCAGGCCAUGUACGGAGGACGGAGAGGAUCUUAG